Molecule: messenger RNA, 1800 nt
Organism: Grus americana (Whooping crane)
Lineage: Eukaryota; Metazoa; Chordata; Aves; Gruiformes; Gruidae
Gene: STX8
Product: syntaxin 8
Exons: 8
Coding region: 84-794 (236 amino acids)
Biological process (GO): intracellular protein transport; vesicle fusion
Cellular component (GO): endomembrane system; SNARE complex
Molecular function (GO): SNARE binding; SNAP receptor activity
Source: RefSeq, a predicted model, not a curated record
GCGCACGGCGGGGUUUGGGCCUCGGCGGGCACCGUCGUCAGCUGACCCGAGCCGGAAGCGCCGGGCUCUUCCGGGCAGCGGCGAUGGCUCCGGACCCCUGGCUCUCGCUGCACGGUGCCGCCUGCCAGAUCGCCCAGGAGAUCGCGGAGAAAAUCCAGGAGCGGAACCGGUACCAAAGGAACGGGGAGAGUUCAGCCAAGCUCAAUGUGGUUAUCAGAUCGUCAUUGCAGAAUCUCAGAGAGAAGAUUGAUCAGCUGAAGGACUUGCUGCUUCGGGCUGUAUCAACACACCAAAUCACACAGCUGGAGGGAGACAGAAGGCAGAAUUUGGUGGAUGACCUUCUCACACGACAGAAACAACUUCAGGCAUCGUAUAAGAACGAAGGCACAGAACCAGACGUGAUAAGAUCUAGCCUGAUGACGGGAGGGGUCAAACGAGGUGUAACCAACCCCUGGCUCUUGGAAGAAUCUGAGGAAACCAGAGGACUUGGCUUUGACGAUCUCAGGCAGCAGCAGCGAAGGAUCAUAGAAGAGCAAGAUGCCGGACUCGAUGCUCUGUCUUCAAUCAUAUCCCGACAAAAGCAAAUGGGGCAGGAAAUUGGGAAUGAGCUGGAUGAACAGAAUGAGAUCAUCGACGACCUCACUAACCUGGUGGAAAACACAGACGACAAGCUUCGGAACCAGACGCGGCAUGUGAAGAUGGUGGACAAGAAAUCAACAUCCUGUGGAAUGCUGGUGGUGAUUGUGUUGCUGCUGAUUGCGAUUGCUGUGGUUGCUGUCUGGCCCACGCAGUAACGCGGAUACGGGGCCCGUCGGAGCUGCUGCUCGACAGCUGAGUGCGCAGGACUCCAGAGAAGAGACCGACUUUGUGCAAAGACCUUCUGUGUUGUAAAUAAACUCAACAGUAUUAGAACGAAGCUGUGUCCCACAGACAUCCGUUCUUCCUUCGGUGCACAGCUGAAGAGCGCUGCGUGAUUUGAAGGGUUUGAAUUUGGAAAGCACUCUCUUCCCACCUUCUUUGGCACCCGGGAGGCCGCAGCCGGCCGUACGAUAGACGUGCUUCCCGGUGCAGCUGCGUCUGAGCACGCGCGGGUGUCAGGGUGCUGCCUGCCCGGCCCACCGCUGCUUCUGCCCUGCGGUCUGUCAUCCUGAGGGCUUUAAAAUGCCGAAAUUUGUUUGGUGUGGAUUGGGAGCACGGCAGUGGCACUCCUCCGCUUUCCGAUACCUUCCUUCCAAAUGAAAACGCUUGACGUUUUUCAAGGAAUCGAUGUUUUGGGGAAUGACUGCGUCUGGAUGGUGGCAGGAUGGGAAGCGAGAGCACGCGCAGCCCUGCAAGGAGGCGCAGGACCCCCGUGAGCUGCAUGGAAACGCUGGCGAGGGAGUCAGCCCUUGGGGAGAGUUAUCGGUGUCGAUCUCCAUGGAUAGAAAUGGAAACAGCAGCGGGUGUCAAACCAGGUGCAGAAGGGUGGGAAGCCUUGUGCAAAAGUGCUCGUGAGGAAGGCGUGCUCUGCCGUGCUCUGCCGUGCUCUGUCGUGCUCUGCCAGGCUGACCGCGGGAGAUGCGCUGCCGCUCAUGUGCUAAUCUGGGCGAUCGAGGUCUGCCUCUCUCUUUUAUAACUUUUCACACGCUGUUAAAACUGAGAGGAAGGAUUACUUAUUUAAAAGCUAAUGAAAAAGAAGUAUCGAAUGUUCGCUUCUGGCCAAGAAAAUAAUUAUUUUGUUACACACGCCAGUUUGAUUUCAGAAUUGAUAGAACAAGCAAUAAAUAUUGAAUAAAAGCUGAUCCAUUUAUAUUCAAGUUA